This is a messenger RNA of Ochotona princeps (American pika), 593 nucleotides long. It is a transcript of the gene OOSP4A, whose product is annotated as oocyte secreted protein family member 4A. The record is from RefSeq and is a predicted model, not a curated record. The transcript has 5 exons. NCBI's taxonomy places the organism in Eukaryota, Metazoa, Chordata, Mammalia, Lagomorpha, Ochotonidae. Bases 1 to 519 code for a protein of 172 amino acids.
AUGGGGAAGAAGGGUUUAAACGCAGCUGCUUUUGGCAACGAGGGGUCAUAUUGUGGUUCCGGCUUUUCCCAGACCGUCAGAGUAUGCCUGCUGGGUGGCGACAUGUCUGUAAGCUGUACUAUUGCUUGGAUCCAUGUUCUAAUCGGACGAACACCUAUAAUAGAUAACGUGCCGUUCCAUGCAGGCGAACUCUAUCUAGGAUAUGGCUGCCCUGUCAAUGUAGUUGAGUCAAAUUUCCUCGGAUUCCUUUACCUCCUAAGUUUUUGUGGCAUCAGAGUGCAAGAGUAUCCAUUAGGUAUUGUCAUUGAAACUUCAGUCACGUAUGAGCCAACGUUUGCAGAUUUUAUUAUCCGCAUCCCAGUAUCAUGUUAUAGUCAAAGUAAGUUUCCAAUGGCUGUGAUGAUGAGAAUGAGAGACAAUACUGGAAGAGAAUGCAGAAGAUCAGUGGGACAGUCCUUACUAUCAUGUAAACCUGAGGUCUUGGGAUUCAGCCUAGACUCAUUGAUUAUGAGCAGUUAAUCCUUGCACCAACAAACUGUUAUCCCUUCCUGUCCAGUCUAAAAAUGAAGCUCUGAGUUGUAUGGGAUGAGGCA